AUGUCGAUGCGAUGUGAAACCGUUUGGGUUCAUUGCGACUCCGAAACCAGUCGUCUCCUCCGUCGAAGGUUGACCGGAACCAAAUCGGGUGUUGCCUCGACCAAUGCCUGUUAUGGAGGAACUGCGGCUUUGUUAAACUGUGUCAAUUGGGUUGAGGGUAACUCGUGGGAUGGACGCUAUGGCCUCGUCAUUUGUACUGCAGCACGGACCCGCGAGGCCCACUGGAGGAGCGGCAGCUAUUGCUAUGUUGAUAGGACCAAUGCUCCUAUCGUUUUCGAAAGCAAAUUGAGAGGAAGUCACAUAGCUCACGUUGUUGAUGGUAAGCUUUCACAGACUUGCUACCUAAUGGCACUUGACUCUUGCUAUAAACAUUUAUGCAACAAUUUCUUACUUCUGGUGUUCUGUGUAACUCAUUUCAAUUCUUUGGUUAUAGGUUCGAAAAACUUGAGGGCAAAGAGUUCUCCAUCAAUGAUGCGGACUACUUUGUUUUCCAUUCUCCAUACAACAAACUCCAUUGAUGAGGCUGCCAAGGAAAAAUUCACCCCUUUUUCAUCGUUGUCCCUAGACGAGAGUUACCAAAGCCGUGAUCUUGAAAAGGUGUCACAACAUCUCGCGAAAUCGUUUUAUGAUGCUAAAGUGCAACCAACGACUUUAGUACCAAAGGAAGUCGGUAACAUGUACACCGCUUCUCUCUAUGCUGCAUUUGCUUCNCUCAUUCACAAUAAACACAACGAUUUGGCGGGAAAUCGGGUUGUUAUGUUCUCAUAUGGAAGUGGUUCAACCGCAACAAUGUUCUCAUUACGUCUAUGCGAAAAUCAAUCUCUUUUCAGCCUUUCAAGCAUUGCAUCUGUAAUGGACGUUGGUGGGAAGUUGAAGGCUAGACAUGAGGUACGGAGCAAAGGACUUUGUGACGAGCAAAGAGGGGGUAUUUUAGACCUUUUGGCUCCGGGAACAUAUUACCUGAAAGAGGUUGAUUCGUUGUAUCGGAGAUUCUACGGGAAGAAAGGCGACGAUGGAUCCAUUGCCAAUGGACACUGA
Messenger RNA from Arabis nemorensis, 1038 nucleotides. Lineage: Eukaryota; Viridiplantae; Streptophyta; Magnoliopsida; Brassicales; Brassicaceae. The record is from the annotation of a GenBank genome assembly.